UCGGAGAACAUCUCGCUCCUUUCCGGCCAACAAUACGCCGCGCAGACGCGGUCACAGCCUCCCCGCACCACCGCGAUACCUAGCGCCGCCUCGCCCCCCGCCGUCGCCGCGCCUCCGCGAGACGGGACCCCGCCAUGCCGAUCUCAUCCUCCCUCUCCGCGCGCCUCGGCCCUGGCCCCGCGCCCGCGCGCGCACGAUGGAGUCCUUACGCCCGCCCCUCCGAACCCCGCAGGAGCGGCGCUGGAAGCGGCUGCGCCAAGGCCUCCCGCCCGCCCCUCCGCCUCGAACCCGCGACGGCGAGACUCCUCGGCCCCGCGCGGAGGGCCGAAUCCCGCGGAUCGAGCCGCGGCGCCGCGUUCGGCACCGCAGCCCCUACACCUGCACGACGGCGGCUUGGAGACCUGAAGAAGUCGGACCGGAAGACGGAUCCCAAGCCGGCGGGUACGAAUCCAGAGCCGAUCCAGGAGCCGCGCGUCGAGGAGAGCCGUGGCUGCGGCGGUUUCGCUUUCCUCUGCGCCCUCGCUGGACACAAGGAGGCUAUUACUGGAAUCUCUAUGCCGAUGGGGUCCGACAAGCUCUACUCUGGCAGUGCCGAUGGCUCUGUUCGCGUAUGGGACGGCAACUCUGGCAAGUGUGUUGAUGUCAUCAAGAUGGGAGGGAAGAUUGGCUGUAUGAUCACUCAUGACAAGUGGGUAUUUGUUGGAAUCUCAAAAUCCGUGGAGGCAUGGAACAUACAGACAGGGAUGAAGCUAAGUCUUCAGGGACCUUCUGGGCUUGUUUGUUCCAUGACUAUCAAGGAUGAGAUGCUGUUUGCUGGCAUGGCGGACGGGCGCAUCAUGGCUUGGAAAUUUCCUGCUAAGGAGAUCAACUCGGAACUGGUGGCAAUCCUUGCUGGCCAUGACCGUCAUGUGAUUUCACUUGCUGUCUCAGCAACAAGGCUUUACUCUGGCUCACUUGACAAGACAAUCAGAGUAUGGGACCUUAAAAAUCUUCAGUGUGUCCAAACACUCUCUGAGCAUAAAGCUGCUGUUACUUCUGUGCUUUGUUGGGAUCAGAAGUUACUAUCUUGCUCUCUGGACAAGACCGUAAAGGUCUGGGCUGCUUCAGAAUCUGGAAGCCUUCAACUCAUGCAUACCCAUUCCGAGGAGCAUGGGCUACGCACCCUCUUUGGCAUGCAUCGUCCGGGAAAGACGCCGGUUCUGCUCUGCUCCCUCCACAAGAGCAGCCGCGUCCGCCUGUUGGACCUGCCAUCGUUCGAGGAGAUGGGCACGCUCUCCUCCAAAACAGAAGUGAAGACCAUCGAACUCGCCCAAGGAGGGCCAUCGAGGCUUCUCUUCACUGGAGAUGGCGCGGGCGAGCUCAAGGUGUGGAUGUGGGCGCCCCAGGGCGAGGAGUCCCCGACACCAGCGCUGCCAUAAACGUCAGCUAGACAUGCAUAGGCAUAGUCGAUCAUGCUCAUGCAUGCGCUGAGCUCCACCGCUGUGCUAUGUAGAAAUGUAAAUUAUUAUGCCAUUCAAGUAAAAUAACAGCUCGUCAUUUCCCAUGCACGGUCUGGAAAGCCUGACGAGCAGUAAUCCAUCGAUCCAUUUCCCAACGCAGCGCCAUAAACUACUCCCGCCCCCCCGCUUGAGUUGCGUGCCAUCCAUGACGUCAACCUAUAUAUGGCAAUGGUGUGGCGUCCAAACAAGCGAUUGCUCCAUUUACGUGCCCGAACACAACGGUAUGGCAAGCAUCUACACUAGCUUUACAAAGAGGCCUGAAGCAUCGCUGCCUAACAAUUCUAGUUCGUGCGAUCCAAUGAUAGGCUCUGGCACGGGCUUGCGUAUGUGCGAUGGUCACCGAUGCUAAUCCAGUCUCUUAUGGCCAACCGCCUUUCGUACGCUCAGGUCAGCAGUGCUGUUUUACCUUUGCUAGUUGGCCUCCUGAAUCUACGCACACAACGUGGUUUAGUCAGCGGCCCGGUGCAUGCAUCUGGCAAGUGCUUGCGAAAACAAGCAAAAGUUCUGGCCGAACCGCUCUCUACUUAUAGCGGCCGGCCAGUAGCUGGAGUUCCAGAGAACCUGAGCAUGCACGCACCUUGCCGAUGCCGCGGUGCUCCACUGUUGACAAAUUGGCGUGGCUGUCCGCGCGUAGUGGUGGUAGUAAACUCAUUCGCACCGAUGGUAACGUGUGGCUAAUUCCCGGCCGACAGGGUUACAUCUCUGUCGACUCAACUUAGCGCGGCGUCAAGCUGAAGCUGCAGUCUCAAGUUGUGUGCGAUUUUAGCAGCAACCUAUCCUUUUUUUUUCUUCUUCUCUAUUUCUUGUUUGAGUUGGAGGAGCCUUUCUUGUUAUCGGCGUCAAAUGAUAGUUAAUCGUGUAUUGGCCAUUUGGCCUUGUAUUUUAAGGAGAUGCCAGUGCAGUUUUAGGAAA
Molecule: messenger RNA, 2411 nt
Organism: Aegilops tauschii subsp. strangulata
Lineage: Eukaryota; Viridiplantae; Streptophyta; Magnoliopsida; Poales; Poaceae
Product: zinc finger CCCH domain-containing protein 17
Molecular function (GO): protein binding
Source: RefSeq, a predicted model, not a curated record